AUGACAACCUCAAAGCAACUCGCAACGGCGCUGAAGGCGCUGCAUAAGCCCUCGUCGCCUCUCAUCCUUCCCAACAUCUGGGAUUACGCUUCUCUGAAGGCGGUCCUCUCACUCAAUGGCAGCGACACGGUCUCGGGCCCUGUCAAAGCCAUAGCCACGGCUUCCUGGGCCGUUGCCGAGUCACAAGGCAUCAAGGACGAAGACCUCACGUUCGAGCAAAACAUGGCCGCAAUCGGCCGGCUCGCGCCCCACGUCCAGGCCUCGGGGCUCCCAUUGACCGUCGACAUUCAGGACGGCUACGGGGCGCGCAUCGAGGAGGCCAUCCCCGAGCGGGGUUUUGGUGGCGGGAUCGAGGAGUCGCUGUACGGGGUGGAGGAGCAGGUGGACCGGCUUAAGGCGGCGCUGGCCGCCCCGGCCGCGGCGGGGUGCGAAGGCUUUGUGCUGAAUGCCCGUUGCGACGUGUUCCGGCUUGAGCCUUACUGCGAGGCCAAUGACAAGGCUUUUCUGGAGGAGGGCAUCAAGCGGGGGCGCGCGUACCUAGAGGCUGGUGCCACGACCGUGUUCUUCUGGGGUGGUGGUGGUCGAGGGCUACGAACGUCCGAGGUGGAGGUGCUCGUGAAGGAGCUCGGCGGUCGGGUUUCUGUGAAGCUUGGCGAAAAGGACGAUUCCCUGACGACAAGGCAGCUCGGGGAGAUGGGGGUUGCGAGGAUCAGCGUUGGACCUAGCCUAUACUCGAUCGCCAUGCGUGCUGUCGCCGAGGCUGCGAGAAAUAUUUUAUCUGGCGGAGGGUUCAAAGGAUGA
This is a messenger RNA of Verticillium alfalfae VaMs.102, 801 nucleotides long. RefSeq lists its product as hypothetical. The transcript is spliced from 2 exons. Lineage: Eukaryota; Fungi; Ascomycota; Sordariomycetes; Glomerellales; Plectosphaerellaceae. Bases 1 to 801 code for a protein of 266 amino acids. The record is from RefSeq and is a predicted model, not a curated record. Gene Ontology annotation, molecular function: catalytic activity.